AUGACAAAUAAUUUGGGUCGCCAGUUUUUGGGUUGGUGGCUGAAAUGCCCUUCGGUCGAAGCCAAUCUAAACGACACGUAAGUCAUUCCAUAAAAACGUAAGGGUGCGAAUAAUCCUCCUAGAGUUAUGACAAGGUUGGGAUAGUCUUUUACCGAUAAGACCGAGUACAAUGUUAUUUUAAACUUCUUCCUAGGUCGGAGAAAGAUUCCAGCAAAAUGAAAUUUGUUAGGUGUCCCAUAAGUCUUGCAAAUUUUUGGAUCGUCGAUUUUUGCAAAUUCCUGUGGGCUUUGAAACGCGUUACGGAGUAUGUUGAAUAUACCGGUUUGAAGCGCAGAUAUAGCGCUUCUAAACUGUAUAUAUAAAGUCCACCUGCUACCUACACUGCCCUGAGAUUGCACUAGACAUUAAAAAAAUGUCUGCUGAUGUCAAAAUGGAUAAAAUGGAUGAUGUUAAAGAAUUUCAGCUAUUUGCCCGGAGGGCAUGCGGUUAGUUUAAAAUUUCAUCUUGUUUGUAAGUGUAAGAAAUUGUGGUUUCAAUAGUACCAAAGAUUUAGGAGUGCAGUGAUUUAGGCCCUCACAAUGAGACUUUAAUUCUCAACCCCAAAAAUUCGCAAGACAUUUGAGACACUCUAUAUACAAUUUUAGCGGCAUUGGCAACGGCUACGGAACCUCCGAAAUGUUCAAAUCAAAUCCCUUAGCUCAGAUAAUCUACUCCUUUGUCCUGGCUAUGAUCUUCUUUUAUAUUCUGCUCCUUCUCCGCAAUUUCUACUUCUAUUUCUUCUAUCCAGUAUGGCAAAUGCGGCCAGUCAGUACAAAAAAGAGAAGGUCCAGAUCGAGGUCGAAAAUCAAGGUAAAACAACAUGGCUAACAUAAUAAAAGCGUUCAGAGUGACAUAGAGAUGGACGUCAGAACAGCCGUGCUACAAUCUCAUCACCAUGAGGUCAAGAUGAAUGAGCCUGUUCCUCUUGUAUAUAAGAGGCGCAGAAGUAAUGUGAAUGGGUACCGAAGUAAAGUAAGCUAAGAAUUGUGCAAUCACGUGUAUUCUAGGACGGUAAUGAUCUGAUUAGCACAAAGACGGCCAGAUCCCCGCAUGGGAGUCCCAGGAACUCUCGCUGUGAACUGUCAACUCUCUCCUCUUCUAAUUCGAAAGGAUCUCUGACCUCGCUCUCGAGUUCAUUCGAAACCUCAAGUACUCUUCCCUCCAGUACCAAUGGUAGCAAUCCCAACCCGAACAACACUGGUACCGGAAAAGAGAGUGAUAAGAAAUGA
Bursaphelenchus xylophilus (pine wood nematode) is the source of this 1268-nucleotide messenger RNA. NCBI's taxonomy places the organism in Eukaryota, Metazoa, Nematoda, Chromadorea, Rhabditida, Aphelenchoididae. The record is from the annotation of a GenBank genome assembly.